Messenger RNA from Drosophila teissieri, 3146 nucleotides. Its product is annotated as adenylate cyclase, terminal-differentiation specific. The transcript is spliced from 9 exons. The record is from RefSeq and is a predicted model, not a curated record. NCBI's taxonomy places the organism in Eukaryota, Metazoa, Arthropoda, Insecta, Diptera, Drosophilidae. The coding region runs from base 1241 to 2530 and encodes 429 amino acids. Gene Ontology annotation, biological process: cytoskeleton organization. Gene Ontology annotation, molecular function: protein binding.
GCCUAAGGAGGCCUCAGAGCCCCCAGAUUAUUUUUCGCCGUCGAGCCGUGCGCACGUAUUCGAAAAAAAACCCAACUAAUAGUCUAUAAUAGUGCAGUAUUGUGUAAAACACGCGCGUCUCUGCUGUCUCGCUCUGCCACUCACCUAUACACUCUCGCAUGCCUAUACACACACACACGUGUACAGAUACCUGUAAGAGAGCGACGAACGAAAAACGGUGCAUGGAAAAUAGGAAAAUCGGAACUGAAAAAGUCGGAAUUUCGCUUAAUCGUAGUUAGCUUUGCGUACGACUGUCAGUUUGAAAUUGAAAGUGUCGGCGGUUUGUUUCAUAUACUCGAAGCGUUACAAAAUUCGAAACAACAAAAUAUUGCAUCCACUAGUUCUCGGAGCGGAAACAUCUGGGCGCGAAAAAAUCGAUCCAGACAAUGUGAAAAUUGGCCAAACUCUCGUACCUCGGAAUGCAAGCAACAAUUUUUGGCAAAAACAAAACAAAUAGCGAUACUACGGUUUGAAAUUAAGUUAUAUAUAUACAUAGUGCUCAGUUAAACGGCGUCUUACGUGGAUAUAGUUGUAAAAGUAAUAAUAAAAGCGCGGCGCAACAACCCGAGCGGCUUAGUCAUCCGUGCAGGAGAUUCGCUUUGGCUGCAGAUACUACCAGAUACGAGAUACAAAACACCAGAUACAAUAGCGAAACAGCGGUCUUAAGAGCCCAGUUUAGCCAGUUGGAAAAACCGUAGCCACAGGGAAUUUUCGGAUGUCAAACACCAAGUUCUCAUCUGAAUGAUAAAACUAAACAUUAUAAGUGAUUAACGAAUAUUGUAGCUACAGAUACGUGCUAUACUACAGCAAAUGCUCCAACAUCAAGCGGUUGAUAAACCCGAACCUAGAGGAACUUGAAAACUGGAAGACCUACGUAAUUACAACAAAUUGCAGCAACAACAAGGCAACGCCUACGACACGCCAGUGAUUACAACAAUAAUAACAGCAACAACAAAAACAACAUUACUUACCUAUCCAGCGUAACCUGUUGUAGCUAUUUCACUGUACUGCAUUGCUGCUCACCUCUCGGCAUCUAAAAUUGGGCAUUCACAAGCGGCUUAAAUAAAUACGUGGUUAACCAUUGGCAGCGAAUACACAUACAAUAUAUAGCCGGAAUCUGCAAGUGGCACACCUGUGGCCACGGGUCAGUUGAGCACCAGUUGGAGCAACAGCAUCACCAUCAAAGCCACAACCGCACACAAUGUCGAGACUCACCGAGGAAAUGGUGAUUGCGCGGGCCAAGCAAUCCGAUCUGGCCCUGAUCAAAAAGCUAAAUUGCUGGGGCAGUGAUCUCAGCGAUGUGUCCAUCAUCAAGCGAAUGCGCGGAGUGGAAGUGCUGGCUCUUAGUGUCAACAAGAUCAGCACGCUGUCGCCGUUCGAGGAAUGUCACAAACUGCAGGAACUGUAUCUGCGCAAGAACAACAUCACCGACAUCAACGAGAUUGGCUACCUGCAAAAUCUUCCGAGUCUCCGGUAUCUCUGGCUGGAGGAGAAUCCCUGCUGCGAUCGAGCGGGCCCCAACUAUAGAGCGGUCGUAUUACGCGCCCUGCCCAACCUGAAGAAACUCGACAAUGUUGAGGUCACGCAGGAGGAGGUGGACGACGCGCUGCGUGGAGGCGGAGGCGCCGCACCAGAGGAUGAGGUCUACGAGGAUGCCUACCAGCAGCAGCAGCAGUCAUCGCGCACAUCGCCUCAGCAGAUACCGCAGCAGCAGCAGCAGCAACAGCAGCAACACAGCUACCCGCAACACUCGCCGCCGCAGCAGCAGCAGCAAUAUCACCACCAGCAGCCACAUCACCAACCGCAGCAGCAGCAGCAGCAGUCGCAGCAGCAAUCGCAGCAGCAGCGCCGCAGCUCCAGUCCCAUGAAAGAGGAACCCGUGCAUCCGCCAUCGCCCAUGUAUAACACCAUAACCAAAGAGCAGCGCACCUCCUACCACCAAUACGAUCGCUCGCCGGGAUCCGACCAGGAGGGUAGUACUCACACGUACAGGGAGGUGCGGCCCACGCCGCUCCCGCCCAGCAUUUCGGCGCACUCGAUGAAGGAAUACUAUCAGUCGGACAGACCCGCCUACCCGGCGCACUACCGCCACAGCCAGACGGACCUCACCGAGUGGGAGGAGCACCAGCAGGCGCCCCAGGUGCACCACAAUCCCUACGGCAGCCAGAUGCAGUUGCACCACCCGCAACGACGCUCCGCGGGACAGGAGACGACGGCCUACCGGAACGGCAGUGCUCGGGAGAACGGCGGCGAAUGGGAUCCGGAGGACAGGCCCAGGGCGAGGCGACCCGAGGGAAGAUAUAGUGACUCGACCACGACACUGUCGGCCUCUGUGAUGAAUCACUAUGCGGGCUACCAUCGCAGGCCCGUAAAUAGGAAUUCGAAUAUUCUCUCCGCCACUCUCUGUUUGGUGAAGGAGUUGGACUACGCCAGUUUGGAGGUAUUGGAGCACGCUGUGCGAUGUCGCAUCGAUGAGUUGGCGAGCGAAUGAUGAAGACGACUUUCUAAUCGCAUGUCGAUUAGCUAAUCCAAGGCCUGUGGGGCGUUACAAAAUACAAAUGACCAGGAAAAUACAACACACUUAAAAGACAAGAUGAGCAGCCGGUGCUGCGAGGGGAAAAGGAAAAACUGAUAUUAUACUAACGUCUUAAGCAACAAAUAACGAAUACAAAUCUGAUACUUAACGAGGAUAACGAUUCAUACUUGCCAAUUGUAAACUGUCAUAGUGUAACUAGCAACUUUUGUAAGCAUUUUGUCAUGUAACGAAUAUUGCUAAUGGAAUCAGAUAACGAAACAGUAAGCUAGGACAUAAUCGCCAGUGGAUGGAGUAUAUAUUGUCUCGAAUGAUUUCCGCCUAUUGAUCCCAGAUCCCGUUCAGUUGAUACCCGAUCGAGAGCACAGACCACAAAAACUAGCCUUCUUUUGUACUUAACUCGCGAAGAUCGACUAACGAACUAAUGUCGCCCAAGGCGAAGAAGCACAAUGUAUCUUCCUUGUUUCAUUGUAAGAUUAGUUGAAAUUAUACUCAUGACUUUGUUAAAUAUUUGUACGCAAAAGCAAUUAACGCUGAAUCUUAAUUUUAAUAUAUUUACCUAUAAUGCAAUGAA